AUGUGUUUUACGCUGUUACCACUUGGAUUUGGUAUAGCAGCAAGCAUACGUGUUGGUCAAUUUCUUGGUGCCCGCUCCUCAUUAGGACCACGGUCAGUUGUUUCUACAGCUCUUGUAACAUUGUGGAUGUCUUCGAUUGCCUUCAUUCUAACUUUAUGCUUAUUGAGAUGGAAGAUUCCAAUGAUUUUCACUUCUGAAAAAGAUGUCAUUGAAUUAUCUGCUAAACUAUUGCCAUUAAUUGCUACAUUUCAAAUAUUUGAUGGAACUGUGGGUGUUUGUGGAGGUGCCAUUCGUGGAGCUGGACUGCAACUAUUCGGUGCAAUUGUUUGUUUUGUUAGCUUGUAUUUAAUAAGUUCUCCUAUCAGUUUAGGCCUUGUUUAUGGUGGUGGCUACGGUUUGGAAGGAUUAUGGGCAGGUAUGACAGUUGGAACUAUUUUCGAAGGUGUUAUUUAUCUUAUAACUUGUCAGCGCAUUAAUUGGGAGAAACAAGUUCAGCUAGCAAUUGAAAGAACAGAACAAUUAUUAAUAAACGAUGAUCAGCUGCAAGAAAGAAGUACAAACCAAACAACUGAAGAAGUUCAACAGUCAACGGAUACUAAACCCUCAUCAAUCAAAGGUGAAUGCUUAGAUGAAACGGAACAAACAAACAUCCGAAAUACCAUUUCAUUUCAUGAAAGUGUGACAGAAGCAGGAACAAGCUUGGCAGAUGGUUUUAACCUCCAAAACAAUGAUUUGAGUCCAAAUACAAAAAAAAUGCUUUCUACUCAGUUAAGAAAAGUCGUCUUGUCACGCAUAAUUAUUCGAGUACUUAAACCAUGGUCAGGUAAAUUUGGUGUAUACUGUACAUUUUUGAAUGGGACAUUCAUCUCUUUAAAAGAUAGUAAUGAUAUUUUUCUUAGAAAUUCAACAGAAACAAUUCUAGAUGCCGAAAAUAUUUUAUUAAAAUAUGAUGAUCAAAACUGUACAAUAUCUAUCCCGUAA
This is a messenger RNA of Schistosoma turkestanicum, 981 nucleotides long. The record is from the annotation of a GenBank genome assembly. Lineage: Eukaryota; Metazoa; Platyhelminthes; Trematoda; Strigeidida; Schistosomatidae.